Molecule: messenger RNA, 2541 nt
Organism: Echinostoma caproni
Lineage: Eukaryota; Metazoa; Platyhelminthes; Trematoda; Plagiorchiida; Echinostomatidae
Source: the annotation of a GenBank genome assembly
AUGGCCCAAUUACCGGUAAGUUCAACUCAAAUGGCGCCCCAAUUCCGACCUGGUGCUGUUCCUACCCUGGGCGAAUAUAUGGCGUCAAUGAAACAGCGAGCCUCAGAGCAGGGAUUGACCGGUCAGGUACCCCGGAUGAUUUCGCCAUGGCCGAACCCACCGGUUCCUACUGUCCCCAGUUAUCCUAAUCCUAACAUGAUUCCUGGUGCUCCCUCAGCGGGAUCCUUGCCAACGCAUCCUGUCUCCACGCCUGGUCAACCGAUCCGUUCUUAUCAAUCGUUCCCCCAACAAACGCAAAACUAUGUGCCAACUCAACCUGCAGGUCAGCCCACUGGUUCUUCGGCCGGUCCGCAAAAUACGACUCCUGGAGCUCCUCAUUUCCCUCCUCAGUUGCCUCAUCAGCCUCCGGCUCAGUCCAUUGCCUCGGGAGCGGCCACCGUACCUAUGCACCCAAUUAAUCAGACCGUAUCACACGGUCCAGCGGCUCCUUCUGCCUAUCCAAUACCCAUUUCCCGACCAACAGACACUCCGCAAAAUCGUCCGGGGGACCGAUANCCUUUGCAAUACCAUCCAGAUCAAACUUCUUUUCAAGGUUGGCCGGCGCAACCUCACGCGUCGCUUGGUUAUCCAGUUCCAGGCCAGUCUCAACCAAGGACAAUACGAUCUGCUGUUUCUCAGCCACCGUCACAAUCAUUUUAUGGACAGGCGUUACCGGGUGUACCACCGGGACAGCCCCAAGCUGUCGGAUAUCGACCGGCGACUGGCGAAUUUUCUACUCCCACUCGUCCACCAAUGCUCGUAGUGCCAUCAGAUAGACCGCCUUCUGUUUCAUUUCCUCCCGGUGCCUUUCAACCAAGUCAACCUCGGAUGUUAGGACCAGUGGACGGAUCGCAAAUGCGUCCGGUGCCUUUCUCAUCCCAGAGCGUUCUCGCAAGUGGCGCACUCCCACAUGGGUCUUCAACGCCCAACCCAACUCCAGGGCUGCAACAGACUGUGUUAGGACCAAUCCCUGGUGGUGCUCGAGGCUCUUUGCCUCGAGGAGUACAACCAGUACCAGCUCAGCCUCCAAUGCUUUCAACACAGCCAGGAAGUUUCCAAUCGGGGCGAUAUCCAGGCCCGCCGACUUCAGGAGUGCAACCGUUCUAUCCUACCAAGGUNUCGUCGUCGAGGCCAUUAUCACCGCCACAACAACAACAACAACAGCCGCAAUAUUACCAGCACCCUCGUUUGCCGACAUCCCAAUCUCAUCAACCGCACAUUUACUAUUCAUCGCCCGGCGUGCCUAAUGUUGGAACUACUCCUGCCCCGCAGCAGCAGCAGCCGCCGCCGCCACCACCACCACCAAUAGCAGUCAGCGCUGUUCAGUCAAAUUUGUUGAGACCCGACACCGGGAAUAAUGCCGUUGUGGGAGCCGUUUGUCCCCCGGAUUCUGCACCUUUGCAACCGCAAGUGCUUACCAAGGCUGAUUUGGAUGCACAGAAACGCGAGGAACGGCUACGUGCAACCUAUGGAAAUGCACCGGUUCCGCGGACUCCGAAUUCAUGCAGUGAGUAUACUUCCACAUCUUAUCCAGAAUUUAAACGGACGAGCGAAAGCGGAAGUACCGCCGCACCUCAUCAACAUGGAGGUUCUAGUGAUCUCUCCAAAGAGGUCGAUCCCAGUUGUUAUCAGAAACCUGAAAGAAACGCCUCGGGCUCCACUGUGCCAUCCAUAGAUCCUCUAUCUGAUCCCCUCGUGCUCAAUCCGUUUAUCGCGGCCACAGAAAACUUGCUCACAUGGCUCGAACAUCUUCACGAUCCAGUCCCGUCUGAUUCGAAACCGGGAACCACAACAACACGUUUGGAAAAAGCCUGGUCUCGUGUGCAAACCGCAGCUACAUCUGGUUCCGGGCAAAAGAAGCCCACACAGGCCGCGGCAAUGUGCUGUCCAUCAAAAAAUCGACGUCAAGAUUGUGUGCCCUACGACUCGAAUCGGGUGGUGCUUGAAAGUACGAAAAACGAUUACAUUAAUGCUAGCCAUAUUGAAUUUCUGAACUGUUUCGGUGAUUGGUGUCCUCGUUAUAUUGUGGCCCAAGCUCCAAUGACGAAAACGGUAUCCGACUUUUGGCAAAUGAUCCUCACUCAGGGCUGUGAAGUUGUGGUCUACUUACCCCCUGCCGGACGGACUUCGCGACCAUCUAGUCCGGCAUUGUCUGGUCUAAGCGAUUGGCCCAAUGCAGGUGAAGGCGGAUACGGAGAUCCUUCCAGUAGUCUUGCCAUUCCACCUCAUUUGCCGGUAAAUAAGAUCGGCUCCAGGUUUUCCGUUCCGGGAAGUCAACCGACGUUGGAAUUACGACUCCAGGCGCUGAAGUGUUCUGAUCAAGCGAAUCGUGUGUUGGACUCGAGCAGUUCCACCACGAACAGUUUUGUGGAACGUAUUCUGACAGUCAGAAACACAGCCACGGAGCACACCCGUAGUUUGGUUCAUCUAACGUAUCACGGACCAAUUUUACGACCAACCAGUCCUCCUCUGGGUGGCGUUGAUCCAUCUAGCGAACCGUUC